Molecule: messenger RNA, 1799 nt
Organism: Cyprinodon tularosa
Lineage: Eukaryota; Metazoa; Chordata; Actinopteri; Cyprinodontiformes; Cyprinodontidae
Gene: bckdk
Product: branched chain ketoacid dehydrogenase kinase
Exons: 11
Coding region: 171-1463 (430 amino acids)
Biological process (GO): regulation of glucose metabolic process; protein phosphorylation
Cellular component (GO): mitochondrion
Molecular function (GO): pyruvate dehydrogenase (acetyl-transferring) kinase activity
Source: RefSeq, a predicted model, not a curated record
UGGGUGCAAAGGCCUCUCUGUACCCCGUAGUUACUGUAUUCAGAUCAGAUACGUGCCUUUGUGCACAAAGCUGACAAAGCCCUCAUGGCCUCAUAGCAACUAGAAAACUCAAGUUUCUUUUCUGCACCGGGAACGGGCGAGCCCUGUUCGCGCUUUCAGCUCGUCUCCAAAUGCGACCUGGCCUGGCAGGCAUAGCGGCGGAGAUGCUGAGCGGUGUCACCGGCAGGGCAAGGCCGAGGCUCGGCAGCCUCUUCCUCGCAUCGACAACCAAAACAUCACCGGCUGCGCUGCAGACCGGCAGUGGGAAUCAGAGAUUCCGGUCCACGUCGUCUGCGCAGGGUUUCUCAGAACUGGCAAGAGAGCGGUCAAAGACGGUCACUUCGUUUUACAACCAGUCUGCCAUCGAUGUAUCGGCGGAAAAGGCUUCAGUGCGACUGACCUUAGCCACCCUCCUGUAUUCUGGGAAGUCUCCUGAUGGACACCACAUCUUGAGCAGUGCCAAUUACCUUCACAAGGAGCUGCCUGUGCGGAUCGCUCAUCGCAUCAAGGGCUUCCGCAGCCUGCCCUUCAUCAUCGGCUGCAACCCCACCAUUCUUCAAGUGCAUGAACUGUAUAUCAGAGCCUACCACAUGCUCAGUGACUUUCCACAGAUCAAGGAUCAGGAAGUCGAGGCUCGUUUCUGUAAACUGGUGCAGCAGCUGCUGGACGACCACAAAGACGUGGUCACCAUGCUGGCCCAGGGCUUCAAGGAGUGUCGCAGGCACAUCCAGGAUGAGACCAUCAUCAGGAACUUCUUGGAUACAACACUGUGCUCUCGUUUAGGAAUCCGAAUGUUGGCCACACACCAUCUUGCUCUUCAUGAAGAUAAUCCGGAUUUCGUCGGGAUCAUCUGCAGACGCCUGUCCCCUAAAAAGAUCAUAGAGAAGUGGGUGGACUUUUCCAGGCGUUUGUGUGAACACCAGUAUGGCAACUCUCCCAGGGUCCGGAUCAACGGGCACGUCGCGGCCCGGUUCCCCUUCAUCCCCCUGCCUCUGGACUACAUCCUGCCAGAGCUUUUGAAGAAUGCAAUGAGGGCCACCAUGGAGAGCCACCUAGACACCCCGUACAACGUGCCUGAUGUGGUUGUUACCAUCGCCAACAACGACAUUGACUUUGUCAUAAGGAUUUCUGAUCGUGGAGGCGGCAUCCCUCACAAAAUAAUAGACAAGGUGAUGGACUACCACUUCAGCACUGCAGAGGAGAGCGUUCAGGACCCCCGCAUGAGCAACCUGUUCAACACCAUCACCAACAGUGGGAACCAGUCCAGCCCCAUGCAUGGGUUUGGGUUCGGUUUGCCCACAUCCAGGGCCUACGCAGAGUACCUGGGCGGCUCUCUCUCCGUUCAGUCCAUGCAGGGCAUCGGCACCGACGUCUACCUGCGUCUGCGCCACAUCGACGGCAAAGGAGAAAGCUUCAGAGUGUAGAAGUAACCCUCUGAUCCCUGUAGGUCCAAACCGGGGAACCAGGCCAUGUCAGAGGGCUUUUCCCCACUUAAAGGCAGGAAGAGACGAAGUUUUAUGUCUGCUGAGUGGCAGCCUUUCAGAUCACUCUGCCAGAUCUCCUUUGUUUAGCCUUUGACUGAAUAUAAGCUAUGUUAGCUCUCCAUUGAAUGAUUUUGGUUGUUCUUUUGUUUUGUUUUUUUUGCAUUUUGUACCCCAUGGCACGUCGUCUCCUUAAUUUUUGAAUGUUUUGUUUAUCGGGACAGACUGCAUGAUAAAAGAGCAAGAAGAAGAUUCCUGUUUAAAGAAGUUGAGAAUGAA